This is a messenger RNA of Adineta steineri, 2151 nucleotides long. The record is from the annotation of a GenBank genome assembly. Lineage: Eukaryota; Metazoa; Rotifera; Eurotatoria; Adinetida; Adinetidae.
AUGUCUCAACUUUUGAUCAAUAUGAUUUGGUUGGAUCAAACAAAUGAUCAUGUUAUUCUUAAAACUGAACGCAUAGCAACUCAUUUAUCGUUAUGCAAGAUUGACCCAUAUCUCAACAUAUUCCGCAAUAUAGACUCAUGUAUAGAUCAUAUUAAUAAUAUAUCUCAAUAUGAGAACACAAUUUUUCUAUUUAUUUCCACUCAAAUAUCUUCAUCUUCAAUCAAUUCACUUCUGCAAGUAUGCGAAGAACUCGUAAAAAUCGAUUCAAUUUAUAUUCUAUGCGAUUCAUUUGAAAUGAAUGUUGAUUUUUUUGAAAUCUCAACAAAAAUAUGUUUUAUAUCAACAGGUGUCGAAUUAAUGUUGGAAGAAUUGGAUCAACUUCAAUGUCCGAGACAAAGACGUCGAGGAGAAUUUAAACGUCUAGAUUUUAUUAUUAAUUCAAUGCCUAGUCAAGCAAACUCAAUCAUUCUUGGUGACGAUGCUAGCAGUGCAGCUCAACUUGAUUUAACAAUGGAAUCCGACUCAACUAAUCGACAAGAAUCUGAAUUUCUUUAUGGAGAAUUUAUACGAGAGAUUCUAGUUGAAUUACCAUCGUCAGCAGAAGAAAUGCUCGAAUUCUGCCGUCAGAAGUAUAUCAAUAGUGAAGCCAAUUUGCAAACUAUAGAAGAAUUCGAUGAAUACUAUGAAGCAAGAAAUGCCAUCUUCUGGUAUACAAGAGAUACGUUUCUUUAUCGUCUGUUAAAUCAAGCUUUGCGAGAACAGGAUAUAGAUACCCUAUAUGCACUGAGAUAUUUCAUUAAAGAUCUUCAUCUACAAUUAGAAACAGUACAUGAAUCACAUCACAGUGGCACCAACAAUUCGUCUACUGAAUCCACGAGACACACAGUUUAUCGUGGACAAUUGAUGGCUGUAGAUGAAUUUAAUAAAAAAAUACGUGAUAACGUAGGAGGAUUUUUCUCAGUACGUAGUCUGUUUUCUACGACACAACAAAGAGAAAAAUCCUUAAGAUACGCUGGUGAUGGUAGUAGACUUCAGUCUGAUAAUGAAUAUAGUGUAGUGUUCCAGAUUACUAUGGACGAAAAGAUUAACAAAUAUGCUUAUGCGGAUGUUUCAUCUGUAAGUGCAUUUGAUGACGAAGAAAGUGAAGUUUUAUUCGCAAUGGGUGCCGUAUUUCGAAUAAUAUCAAUUGUGGAGGAAAAUAUAGGUUUCUGGGUGGUUGAACUGACUCUUACAGAUGACGAAGAUAAAGAACUCAGAGCAAUAAGUGAGUACAUGCGAGAUGAACUUCUAGAACCAUUGCCUCUUCAACGUUUGGCACAACUAUUGUAUGAAAUGGCAAACUAUGAUAAAGCAGAGAAAUAUUAUCUUCUAUUACUUCACGAUCCUGAAGUGGUUGAGAACUUAAAACUUACUUCAAUAGUUUUGAAUGAUCUAGGCCUGAUCUAUCAUGAAACCGAGCAAGUUGAGCAGGCAGUGGUAUAUUACAAUAAAUCACUACAGUUGAAACUUGAAAACCUGCCUGAAACAGAUCCUUCAUUCAGUGUCGUGUAUAACAAUUUGGGAGAAAUAUAUCGUGAACAGAAUGAGUAUGAGAAGGCUCUGUUUCACUAUGAGAAAGCUAUAUAUUACUAUCGCAAAGCUGUAGCAUCAGAACUGAAUGCACUUUGUCUCCCAAGUGAAAACCUACUUAGUACCUAUUAUAAUAAUAUUGCGUUAGUUUAUAAUACACAACAAAACUACCCUGAGGCACUGAAAAUGUUUCAGAAAAGCCUCGAAGUCGAUUUGAAAAGUUUACCACAACAUCAUCCUUUAUUAUCCAUUACUUUCAAUAAUAUUUCGCAAACGUACUAUGGAAUGGGUGAUUAUGAAAAGGCGGUAGAAUAUCUACACAAGACGUUGGAAAUUAAACAUAGAUCAUUACCACCAAACCAUCCUACCAUAGGUGAUGCCUAUAGGAAUUUAGGUAAAGCAGUUUAUGCUCAAGGUAAAUGGGAAGAAGCUUUAAAUUAUAUGAAGAAAGCAUACGAUAUCAAUUCAAAAACCUUCAGCUCAAAUAGUUCAAAAGUCAUUGAGACUUUAGAAUGGAUAACUCGUAUAGAGAAAGAGAUUCAUAUAGUGAAAAACAAAAAGAACGAUAGAGAAAAUGUUUAA